AUGCGGAUCUGUCAACACCAGAGAAAGGUGGCGCUGUCACUCGGUCUCGUGGCCUUCGGGAUUCUCGUUCUCCUUCGCAGUCACGUCGCGCCGCUGUACGAUGACGUCAUGAUCAGGUAUGACGUCACAAAGGAAAGAGAGCGGGGAGUGGAUGUAAUACACAGGCGUGAUAAUGGAACGAAACAUCGGGACACGCAGAAACGAAGAAGUCAAUCAAUCGCAUCAGAAACAAAGUCACCGCUGGAGCAAAUCUCCAAACCUACAGUUACCAACCAUGAAAGUAUCGACCCCGAUCAUUCUUUGCCAAAACAAUGUCUCAUUAUUUCUAUAUCCCACCCCAACCAGACUAAGAACGAUUCUGAAACAUGCAAGAAAACACGCACAAUGACAAUUCUUGGCGGCGGUCGUCUUGGUAACGCCAUGUUUCAAUACGCGUCCCUUGUUGGGGUCAGUAGUUUCCAUGGUUACACAGCAACUCUGGCAAGCUCUCACUUUCUCAGAAAAAUCUUUAAACUUAGCGCACCAGCAAGCAAUUAUUCUACAGCCCCAACAGACGCCGUGAGGGAGACGCACCCAGGAACAUUUGACCCCGGGGUACUGGUUCUGUCUCAUAACGUCAGCUGGGUGUUGGUGGGGUAUUAUCAGUCAUGGAAAUAUUUCACCAAUAUCCCGGAAACAAUAAGACGCGAGUUCACAUUCCGGGAUGACGUCAUUAAGGCUAUGCUGAAGGAAGUGCCCGUUCUUGCCAACUGGACACGAAUAAAAGUCGGAGUUCAUAUCCGUCGAGGUGACAUGGCGACCAAGUAUGAGCGAAAUCGAGGCUAUAAUAUUGCUGACAUUGGAUUUCUGAACAGGUCAAUGGAUUACUUCCGGAACAAGUACAAGAAUCCGUUGUUCAUUGUGUGCUCUGACAGUAUCACGUGGUGCAAAGACAACGUUAAGUCGGACGAUACUAUUUUCAGGAAAGGUAAACCUGAAGUGGAUUUGGCCGUUUUGGCUCACUGUGAUCACAAUAUAGUUACAUCCGGGUCGUUCGGAUGGUGGGGUGCGUGGUUGGCUGGGGGCGAAGUUGUAUAUUUCAAACACUUCCCGCGAGAAAAGACGUGGCUGGACAGACAGUACAACAAAGGGGACUACUACCUCCCGCAAUGGUUAGGGAUGGAGUGA
Molecule: messenger RNA, 1167 nt
Organism: Haliotis rubra (blacklip abalone)
Lineage: Eukaryota; Metazoa; Mollusca; Gastropoda; Lepetellida; Haliotidae
Product: galactoside alpha-(1,2)-fucosyltransferase 2-like
Exons: 1
Coding region: 1-1167 (388 amino acids)
Biological process (GO): carbohydrate metabolic process
Cellular component (GO): membrane
Molecular function (GO): galactoside 2-alpha-L-fucosyltransferase activity
Source: RefSeq, a predicted model, not a curated record